GAAGCAUCUACCAACGUAUGAUUCUGCUAAGGUCAGCGGAGACAAUGUUAUCGUGGUUAAUGCUGUUCGAGUACUAAUGAACGGCCACAGCUGGGAUACAAAGGUUUACAAGUUUGAUCGAAAGGCGCACCCAAAAGGUCCUAAAAUAAUUACUGCCAAAACUAUGAUGGGACGUAACCCUGCUAUGAUCAUAAACCUUGCUGUCAAGCGUAUGCUGCCACGCAACAAGCUACGCCCAUUUUGGUACAGGCGUUUGUUUGUUUAUGGAGGUGCCUUACACCCUCAUUGGAAUAUACCUCAAGUAGUAGUACCAGUGGUGCCAGAGAAAGCGAAAAGCGACAUCGUAAAUUCCAUUGCUACAUCUGAAGGCUCCAAACAACAGUUACAACCAAUUGGAAUGAUGGAAGGACCAAAGAAUUGCAGAAGUGUAUUCGAAUGUUUCACCUUAUACACCCGUAUAGCAUCGCGUUCCGAGCCAAAUCCGGAGACGUCAUAUAACGGUUCUUGAUGUCUACAUUUUACUGUGUUACCAAAUAAAAGGCACAAUGUAAAUAUAUGAAACUCUG
Babesia bovis T2Bo is the source of this 566-nucleotide messenger RNA. Its product is annotated as Ribosomal protein L13 family protein. Gene Ontology annotation, biological process: translation; negative regulation of translation. Bases 77 to 508 code for a protein of 143 amino acids. Lineage: Eukaryota; Apicomplexa; Aconoidasida; Piroplasmida; Babesiidae. Gene Ontology annotation, molecular function: structural constituent of ribosome; mRNA binding. The transcript has 4 exons. The record is from RefSeq and is a predicted model, not a curated record. Gene Ontology annotation, cellular component: ribosome; mitochondrial large ribosomal subunit.